Benincasa hispida (wax gourd) is the source of this 1224-nucleotide messenger RNA. RefSeq lists its product as uncharacterized. NCBI's taxonomy places the organism in Eukaryota, Viridiplantae, Streptophyta, Magnoliopsida, Cucurbitales, Cucurbitaceae. The record is from RefSeq and is a predicted model, not a curated record.
AUGAGAAGUGGUAAGGAGCUUCCAUCAGACAACCAGUCUCCACUUGAUAAGCCCAACGAAGAAGCUGAGAACAAUGAGGAUAAAUCUGAAGCACCACCAUCUACUCCCAAGGUAAGUACUCCUUCUUUACCUUCUAUUGAACCUUAUAUUCCUAAAGCUCUGUUUCCUAGUAGGCUAGCAAGACCAAAACAAGAACAGAGGAAUGAGAAGUUGAUCGAGAUGUUAAAAAAGGUUCAGAUAAACAUUCCUUUCUUGAAUGCAAUCCAGCAGAUCCCUAGGUAUGCUAAAUUCCUAAAGAAGUUGUGCACUAAAAAGAGGACAGGUAAGGACAGAGAAAAGGUAGUGGUAAGUGAGAAUAUAUCGGCUCUCCUGAAACAUAAUAUUCCUGAAAAAUGUCGAGACCUUGGUAUUUUCACUUUGUCCUGCAUAAUUGGUAAUAGAGUCAUCUGUCAUGCCACGUUUGAUUUAGGAGCCUCUAUUAAUGUCAAGCCCUAUCAUGUUUAUGAGGAUUUGAAAUUGAAUGAUUUGCAAAAAACUGUUGUAUGCAUCCAACUAGCUGAUAGAUCUUACAUCCAACCCUUAGGGAUUGUUGAGGAUGUACUGUUGCAAGUUAAGGACUUGAUUUUCCCAGUCGAUUUCUAUAUACUAAAAAUGGAUGAAAUUUCUACACCUUCUUCUUCUACAAUUCUAUUAGGUAGACCCUUCAUGAAAACUGCUAAGACAAAAAUUGAUGUUGAUAAGGGUUGUCUUUCUAUAAAAUCUGAUGGGAAAGUUAUUUCUUUUAAUAUAUAUGAUGCCAUGAAAUUUCCUGAGGAAUAUCUGUCCUUAUGUUUGAUUGAGGCGCAUGAUGUGUUGUUGUUGCAUGAUGAUAAUAAUAAUUCUAGCAUUUUGGUUGCCCCCUGCAUUGAUUUGGAUUCGUCUGAUUCACAUGAUUUAUCUUUUCCUGUUGUUAAUGUACAAACGAUUGAGCUGAAGGCUUUCCCUAUCCAUCUAAAAUAUAUGUACCUGGGAGAAGGAAACACCCUUCCAGUCAUAAUCUCCAGGGAGUUGAUGCCUGCCCAAAAGGAAUCCUUAAUUGAAACUUUGAAAACUUACAAUGAGGCUGUUGGGUGGACUCUAGAUGAUCUCAAGGGAGUAAGCCCUUCGCUUUGCAUGUAUUGGAUUACUCUAGAGGAAGGAGCCAAGCCCACAGUUCAACACCUCAGAAGGUUCAACCCCAACUAG